Phlebotomus papatasi is the source of this 878-nucleotide messenger RNA. RefSeq lists its product as uncharacterized. The coding region runs from base 130 to 687 and encodes 185 amino acids. NCBI's taxonomy places the organism in Eukaryota, Metazoa, Arthropoda, Insecta, Diptera, Psychodidae. The record is from RefSeq and is a predicted model, not a curated record. The transcript is spliced from 5 exons.
AAUGUGCAUUUCACUUGACUUUCAACAGGUUACCGCAACGGUAGAAAAAACGUGUGAGCCCCAAAAGUGCUUGUAAAAGUUCCCAAAAAGCCAAAAUUUGACGAGAAAUUGUGAAUAAUUUAGUGAGAAAUGGCGGUUUAUUGUAUUUUUGUGCUCUUAGCACUAUCAUCAGCUUCCGGCGUGGUUAGAGCCUCCUUCGAACCAGAUACCAAUCUCGUGGACGAUGAGAGUUCUGAGAUGCCGUGGCCCCAAAACAAUUUCCUCAGUGAGCAGGACAUCCGUGACACAGGCGAAAAGAGGAGCGCCUUCAGGGCUACCAUGGCCAGACGGUCGCAAAAGACCAAAGAAGAACAAUUUAUACCCUCAAUAAGUGUCGGUGCUCUCACCAAUUUGCGCGGCUUCUUUGACAACCUGAAAUAUAACUUGGAAAGUUUGGAAUCAAAGGCCUUGACUCCCAAUCAAGUACGCUUCCUCACAGCGUCCAAGACUCCGCCAGAGAACUUCAAAUACGAAUAUGUCGAUGAGAGCCAGAUAAAACCAAGUGGAACAGCUGCGUUCCUCCAUGCCAUCAGAUAUUGUUCUCACUUCUGCAGACAGUAUCGACCAUCGAAUCGCAUUCGUACGCUGGUGCCAAUGAAUUCGGACACAUACCGCAAUCCUGGCCUCUACUAUGCCGGCCGGAAGUAAAAGAAUCCUCCUCUCCUGCACACUUGAUAUCUUCCAUGUUGUGUUGCAUUUUUUCCGACUCAUGCAAUAAUUUUAUUCUAUACUUUCAUGUAAAAUUAUAAAAAGGAUGCAGAUGGAGAAAGUAUCUUCAAAUAAAUUUGUGUGUGUUCAUGCAGUUUUUUGCUUUUUUGUUUUUGGUUUUUCCAGAUUUU